AAAUGCAUUUUUACCUUGUGAUCAGUGGUUUAAUCCUUACUGCCAUCACAACAGUGCUUAUUUGAAUGUAAUUAUACACAUUUUAUUCUUAAUUCACUCCAAAUUCCACUUGAAAUACGUGAGUUUGUUUACUGCGAAGCCAUGGCGGGAAAAACUGUUCAACCUUGUACAUCUGGCUACCAAAAAAACAUUGUCAAGCAGAUGACGGAUUAGUGAAUUGUUUAUGACAAAAAUUAGAAGUCUCAAGGUUUGCUUCUACGGACGGUGGCUCGUGUCUAAUGUCUAUCCCCGGUUUCAGGACAUGUUAAAGUGCUUUUUCUGGAAGCCUGAGAGUCGAAGGAAAGCAAUAAGAUGGGCGGUAAGAAAGGCGGGAAGAAGAAAGGAAAGAAGAAAGAUAAAAAGUCUGAGGAGGAUGAGAAACCCAAGGAGGAAAUAUCUGAGCUGGACAAAGCAUAUUACCUCAAUCAAAUUCAGUCUUUGGAAACAAAAGUGAAACGCUCUACCACAAGAUGCCAGCAGCUAGAUGAUGCAGAGAGGCAUGCCAGAGCCCAAUAUGAUAAACUGCAGCAAGAUAAGACGGAUAUCAUCAAGUUUUUAAAAGACAGGCUGACUGCGCGAGGGGAUGAAGUGGAAGAACUGAAAAGCAGGUUGGCAGGACUAGUGAAAGCCAAGCAGGCAGAGAAGGACCAUUAUGAGGAUCGACUUGCCACUUUAGGUCGAGAGGCAGAGAACACUCGUCUGGACCUUAACGACCAGAUCAUAGCACUAACCCGGAAGUUGGAGAGUUUGGAAGAAUUCAGACAGCACAAAGAGGAACUUGAAGCAAAGCUCAAGUUUCUCGAGGAAGAACUGGCUGCGAACAAGGCAAAGAAUCAAGAAAAGGUGAGCGUAUUGGAGAGGGCCUCUCUGAUAGAGGCAGCCGCGAUGAGGGCUGAGCUAGAGGCGCGAGUGACGAGAAUCACGGAAGAUCUGAGGAAGGCGGCCCAGAAUGAGGUUCACUCCACCACCCGUCGAGCCCUCCACGAAAACGAGGCUCUCACUCGGCAGCUGGAAGCUUUCAGGGAAAGACUCGCUGCUCUGAGAAGUGAAAAUCAAGAGCUACGAGAGAAAAUGUCGGAGGCCCAGGUUCGCGAAGGACUCCUGCAGGACACCCUGGCGCAGGUGACUGCGCGAGGGGAAAGGAGAGGUCGUCUCCUGCAGGUGGUGACACAUCGGGCAGAACAGCACUCGCACGUUUGGCGAGACUACGACCGACUUGCUCGAGAGAACGAACGCCUCCGGAGGGACUUGCAGGUCAUGCAAGCACAACUAGAUGCAAGCACGCAGGCAACCUGCGAAUUGCGCGAAAGAGCAGCGGAGAAGGACGUUGCCCUUGAGUUGACUGCCUCUCACCUUCGGCAGGAGGAUGCCGCUCGAAAGGGUCUACAGCAGACUGUAAAAGCAGCGCUGACCCUCCUUCACCACGCAGCUUUUCAGGAAGGCAAACCAGACGACGCAGACAACCAAGCCGCCAUCCUUCUACAGCUCGUGAACUUGCUUACAGCAGCUGAAAGAAUUCACAUCCAAGGAGUUGCAUCUGAACAACAGCCUGACACCAUUGCAGUCUCUGCACCGGAAGAGGAACCCCGAAAGCCAGAAGGAGACGCAGGGUCUGGACAAGUCAAAUACCAUGCUGGGGAUCUGGGACUCCUGCCACGUCCGCAGACGAGGAAAACUAAACAACAUUCCUCGUCAGCUGCAAAUGACAAAUCACAGUCUUCAGAUUAAAUGAGUCAGUGCCUUUUUGAAUAAAGUUCCUCACAUGUUUAUGCAUAGACUACACACCAGCAGUACGAAUAAACUCUGAGAAGAAAAUUAUCAUGGGAUUUUAUAAAAUUGGACAUUAUGGAUAUCAAACAGUCAUACUCUUCAAUUUAUGAUGUGUUAACAAAUUUGCAAGAUGUUGAAAAUAUAGAUAUAAAACUGGAAAUCUGUUUAAAAGCUUGGUACAACUCCAUUAGACUACUUUGCAAAACUACAGCCCGAGGCUUUGAGUCCCUCUUCAAAUUCUUUUCUAGUUCAUAAGCAUUCAAAUCAAUUUGAAUGGACCGGGGACUUCUUAGUAAAGUAACUGCGGUUUUUAAAAACAAAUAGAAAUGAAAAACAAAAUGAUUGGACAUAGAAAGGCUGCAAAACGCUGCAUCAAGAAAUACAUCUGAAACUGUAUAUCUUGUAUUGUAGUGUUUUGUCUUAACCAAUACUGGUGUACUUGUGGAAUUUUUACAGUGAAAUUGAGUCUUGUACUCUACUAUACUACACUGGAUUUCUUGAUAAUAAUAAUAAUGAUUUUGUUAGUUUACAACGCAUUCUAAAACCUCUGAUAAGGAUGCGAGGAUAAGGUCUAGUUCUCGUUUGAUAAAAGUGAAAU
Messenger RNA from Macrobrachium nipponense, 2407 nucleotides. Its product is annotated as cilia- and flagella-associated protein 157-like. NCBI's taxonomy places the organism in Eukaryota, Metazoa, Arthropoda, Malacostraca, Decapoda, Palaemonidae. The transcript has 9 exons. Gene Ontology annotation, cellular component: ciliary basal body; cilium. The coding region runs from base 352 to 1767 and encodes 471 amino acids. Gene Ontology annotation, molecular function: microtubule binding. The record is from RefSeq and is a predicted model, not a curated record.